AUUUACUCAGUUGUUAUGAGCAAAAUUGGCAACUUCAAUGCAAUGCAGUGGCCAUUACUCAUUUUUAUAUUUUCUCUUCCAAUAAUUUGCCGGGCAGUUGUAAGUGAUAAUGAAACCGAAACGAUCCAAAACUUAUCCAACAUCAUAACACAGUCCCUGCAAAAUGCUUCUACAUAUGAACUGCCGACCAGUGCGAAUGCUCAUAGGCCAUUGGAUGAUGGAAUAACAGAUAUUGGAAAAUAUGACUUUGUCAUAAUAGGGGGAGGAACAACUGGAUGUGUUAUCGCAAGUAGAUUAUCAGAAGUUGCAGAGUGGAAUAUUCUUCUACUGGAAGCUGGAAAAUUUGGAAAUGACUUCACUGAAAUGCCAAGCAGUGUUUUCAAAACCAUUUUAUCUGAAUACAACUGGGGUUUCAAAAGUAUUCCACAAACAACAGCAUGCCUUGGUAUGGUUGAACAGAGAUGUUCUGCUGCCCAAGGAAAAGGUAUGGGAGGUUCCUCAUUAAUCAACGGAGUAAUUUAUCAACGAGGAGAUCCCCAGAUAUUUGACAACUGGGCUGAAAUCCUAAACGAUUCAAGUUGGUCUUAUGAAAAUGUACUGGAAUUGUUCAAGAAAUCCGAGAAUUUCGAUUACUCAAAUCGUUGGGCUCCUGUGAAUGAAAGCUACCAUCGUACUGGAGGAUAUCUCAACGUGGAUCACGUGAUACCACCAGAUGAAUUAACAGGGAUUUUCUUGGAUGCAAAUAAGAGAAUAGGAUAUGAUAUUCUGGAUUAUAAUGGACCCCGUCUAGAUGGUGCUUCCGUGUUCCAACUGUAUAAAAAGAAUGGUCGAAGACAGGAUACUUUUACUGCCUUCUUGAAGCCUAUUCUUCAUCGAAAAAAUCUGAAAAUUCUCACUGGAAGCUAUGUCACUAAAAUAGUAAUCGAUAAUGUAACAAAAGUAGCUGAGGGUGUCAUUUUUACGGAAGGUGGUAAACUGUAUAGAGUUUCAGCCAAAAAAGAGGUCAUACUUUCAGCUGGAGUUUACAUGAGUCCAAAAAUUCUCAUGCAAUCUGGUGUUGGCCCCAGAGAACAUUUGGUUGAUGUUGGCAUUGACGUUAUUGAAGACUUAGAGGUCGGUAGUGCUCUGAUAGAUGACGUGGCUACUCAAUCUCUUCUAUUCACCUCCAAUCUUCAAUCACCUAGCCAAAGUCAAGAAGAGCAAGUGAAGGACUAUCUUCAUGGAGUUGGUUCCCUAACGAUUACAUUUCCUUCCCAAGGUGUUGGCUUUUAUAAAUCAAAUAUAAAUAACCUCACCACUUUCAUGGACAUUGAACUGGUUGGUGUGAAAACCACGAAAUCAGGACUUGGAAUGAAAUCUAUUGGAUGGAAAAAUGAUUCAUAUUCUGCAACAUGGGGUAACAACACAAAUGCAUUACAAAUAACAAUACUAAAUGUCAAUCCUUUGUCUAGGGGUAGUGUUAGACUUGCAAGUUCUGAUCCUUACGAGUUUCCUCUGAUAGAUUUCAAUCUUCUGUCUGAUCCAGAAGCGACGGAUAUUGCUGUUAUGUAUGAGGGGUUGGAGUUAGCUCUCAAGUUAUUGAGCACGCCAGGAUACCAAAGAUUGAAUCCAACAUAUGCAGGUGUUUCUUUGCCUGGAUGCGAAAAAUAUGAAUAUUUAUCUAAAGAAUAUUGGUACUGUUUCAUCAGACAGACAAGCAUACCAUCUUAUCAUUCAAAAGGUAGUUGUCCCAUGGGAAAACAUCCAAAAGAAGGAGCAGUCGUAGAUUCUAACUUUAGAGUAUUUGGAAUCGAUAAAUUGCGGGUUGCAGACUCAAGUGUAUAUCCUACUACAAUUUCUGGUCACCCUAGUGCUGCAUGUAUAAUGUUUGGUGAAAAACUUUCUAAUAUUAUCAAGUACCCGUCUUGAAUUAUUGUUAAUGGACUCUGCUGAAAUGUGUUAUUCUUCAUGUACCAUUCUAUCGUUUAUGCUGGAAACAUCAACUCAAUAAAUUAUACAAACCCUA
Messenger RNA from Leptinotarsa decemlineata (Colorado potato beetle), 2005 nucleotides. Its product is annotated as glucose dehydrogenase [FAD, quinone]. Lineage: Eukaryota; Metazoa; Arthropoda; Insecta; Coleoptera; Chrysomelidae. Gene Ontology annotation, molecular function: flavin adenine dinucleotide binding; oxidoreductase activity, acting on CH-OH group of donors. The record is from RefSeq and is a predicted model, not a curated record.